GUCGACACGUUCAGCGCCGGUCAGGGAGACGUCCAGGUGUUUCUUCAGGAUCCGUCGGGCAAACAGACACCCGUUGAGGUAAAGGCCAACGACGAUCCCGGGAAGACCUACACCUGUUCCUAUACGGCCAAACUGGAGGGCCCUCACAAAGUUAUUGUCAAGUUUUCGGGCGUUGAAGUGCCGAAGUCUCCCUUCGAUGUGGAGGUGAAGGGUGUGGCUGGAGAUGCCUCCAAAGUGAAGUGCGACGGCCCCGGCAUUAGGCCCACGGGUCUCAAAGUGGGCACUCCUACCACUUUUGACAUCGACACUAAAGAGGCCGGUGUGGGUCAGGUGGACGUUCAGGUGAUUGACCCGAAGGGAAAGUCCAGUUCUGUGCCCAUACGUGUGCGACAGAACGAUGAGGACCCGACCAAAUUCAAGUGCGAAUACGCGCCUCAAUUGGAGGGCCCGCACAAA
Messenger RNA from Medioppia subpectinata, 456 nucleotides. Lineage: Eukaryota; Metazoa; Arthropoda; Arachnida; Sarcoptiformes; Oppiidae. The record is from the annotation of a GenBank genome assembly.